This is a messenger RNA of Ixodes scapularis (black-legged tick), 5597 nucleotides long. RefSeq names its product mitogen-activated protein kinase kinase kinase kinase 5 (gene hppy). Gene Ontology annotation, biological process: protein phosphorylation. Bases 188 to 3031 code for a protein of 947 amino acids. Gene Ontology annotation, molecular function: ATP binding; MAP kinase kinase kinase kinase activity. Lineage: Eukaryota; Metazoa; Arthropoda; Arachnida; Ixodida; Ixodidae. The record is from RefSeq and is a predicted model, not a curated record. The transcript is spliced from 26 exons.
AAAAAAACAAAUCCUUCAAACAGCAGCCAGCCGUACAGGAGCAGUCGGAGACCGAAGUGGACCUUUUUUUUCGUUUCGCCGUGUGGUGUGUGUGUGUGCUUCUGUGUGUGGCAUCGCAAAACCCGGAUCUAUGUGAAACCAUGAACUCGUGCGUCUGAGUACAAGAUGCCCAUGUGUCUUGGAUAGAAUGGCCACGCUGUCUGCAUCGGACAUAUCCCGACGAAACCCACAGGAUGAAUACGAACUCGUGCAAAGAGUCGGGAGCGGUACCUACGGCGAUGUCUACAAGGCAAAAAGGCUAUCCACCGGUGAGAUGGCGGCCAUCAAGGUCAUUAAGCUCGAGCCCGGGGACGAGUUUGGGGUCAUCCAGCAGGAGAUCCUGAUGAUGAAGGACUGCCGGCACCCCAACAUUGUGGCCUACUUCGGCAGCUACCUCAGGAGAGACAAGCUCUGGAUCUGCAUGGAAUACUGUGGCGGAGGCUCUCUCCAAGACAUCUACCACAUCACUGGCCCUCUGGGGGAGCAGCAGAUUGCCUACAUGUGCCGGGAAACGCUCAAGGGCCUGGCCUACCUGCACUACAUGGGCAAGAUGCACAGGGACGUCAAGGGGGCCAACAUCCUGCUCACAGAGGACGGCGACGUCAAGCUCGCGGACUUUGGAGUUUCUGCCCAGAUUACGGCCACCAUCAGCAAAAGAAAAUCAUUCAUUGGGACUCCUUAUUGGAUGGCCCCGGAGGUUGCGGCGGUGGAGCGCAAGGGUGGCUACAACCAGCAGUGCGACAUCUGGGCAGUGGGCAUCACGGCCAUCGAGCUGGCCGAACUGCAGCCGCCCAUGUUCGACCUGCACCCCAUGCGGGCCCUCUUCCUUAUGUCCAAGUCGGGCUUCAAACCCCCGCAGCUCAAGGACAAGGUCAAGUGGACUCCCAACUUUCAUCAUUUUGUCAAGAUUGCCCUCACCAAGAACCCCAAGAAGAGGCCGACGGCCGAGAGAUUACUUAUGCACCCUUUCCUCAACGGGGACCUCACCAAGCGGCUGGCCCGGGAACUCAUGGAGAAGGUCAACAACCCUCACCACAACUACAACGAACUGGAUCCGGACGACGAAGGGAUCCUUUGUAAUGUCCCCCAGAGGAUUGCGUCGCAGAGGUCUGCAAUGACUGCAGAGAGGCAGAAUGCCGAACUCAACAUGGAAAAUGUCAGCUUCGAGCAGCGCAUCUUUACGGAACUGGGCGGUGACACCACGGACCAGAGCUCGGCAGUUCAUAACGGCCAAGGGAACCACUACGACUUGGCCACGUCUUGGAUGGAGCGGGACAGCGAAACGGAAGAGAUUCAGAACAUAGGGGCUUGCGCGGACGACACUGAAGCGAAAUUUUGUGCCGCCCUCAGGAGCCUUCUGGAGAUUGUGGACGAAGAACUGCGCCACAGGGGUCACCCUGACAGGUUGUCCGAGCAGGACCUCAAGUACUCGCAACAGGCAACACUUCCAAUGGACAAGAUGGACAAUUCUGGUCUGUGGCCGGCGUUGCGCCUCCACGAGAACGGGCACGGCAAGGCGUCCAGCGGACCGAAGGGCGCGCAGUCCAGAGACGGAACACUGGAAGCUCCCCGCUCCGGAAUGCUGCCACUCUCGAGCUACGCCAUGCUUGAGACGGACAUACUCGGAGACGGCCCAGAAGACGCCCACGAGAACAGUCCGACACCCACGGGAACCCUGGAGAAACAAGAGGACGGGCUAUCGGAGAUGGAGCACGGGUCGAGGGAGGACGGCCAAGAGAACGUGCACUCGAGCGGAUACCGGCCCGAGGCCCCGCCCCGCAAGAAGGAGAAGAAGCGGACGCACCUGGUCGCAAGCACGCCCCUGAAGCCCGUGAGCAACGGCCUUCCCCCGACUCCGAAGGUGCACAUGGGGGCCUGCUUCUCCAAGGUGUUCAAUGGCUGCCCCCUCAAGAUCCUCUGCAGCACCAGCUGGAUACACCCAGAAACCAGAGACCAACACAUACUGUUUGGUUGCGAAGAGGGCAUCUACACUCUGAACCUGAACGAACUCCACGACUCGUGCGUCGACCAGAUUUUCCCGAGGAGAACGUCCUGGAUGUUUGUCGUCAAGGACGUCCUGAUGUCUCUCUCUGGCAAGAGCCAGCAGCUGUACAGGCACGACCUGGUGGCCCUGCACAACCGGCAGGGCCAGCGCUUCUCGCUGCCCGUGAACCGCAUCCCCGAGAGGCUGGUGCCCCGGCGCUACGCGGCCACCUCCAAGGUGGCGGACACCAAGGGCUGUCUGCGCUGCUGCGUGGGGCGCAACCCCUACAACGGCUACAAGUACCUGUGCGGGGUCUGCCCCCUGGGCGUCUUCCUCAUGCAGUGGUACAACCCCCUGUCCAAGUUCAUGCUGCUCAAGCACUUCGAGUGCAUGGUGCCGUCGAGACUCAGCAUCUUCGAGAUGAUCAUCACUCCCGACCUGGAGUACCCCGUUCUGUGCGUCGGCGUCCGGAAAGGGUACGACGGGGCCCAGCUGCGGCUGGACACGAUCGACCUGAACUCUUCGGCAUGCUGGUUCGGGGACGAAGACCAGGACGGCAUGGAGACAAUGGUUCCCCGCCACGAGCUGCUGCGGGUGGUGCACGUCACCCAGAUCGACAAGGACACCGUCCUCGUGUGCUACGACAAUCAAGUGAAGUUGUUGGACCUUGAGGGGCAGCUGAAGCCCAGCGAAGUCCAACCUGCCGAGCUCCACUUCGACUUCAGGGUGGAGUACAUCGUGUGCCUGCCGGACAGCGUUCUGGCGUUCCACCAGCACGGCAUGCAGGGGCGCAGCUUCCUCAACAACGAGGUGGUGCAGGAGAUCUGCGACACCACCCGCACCUUCCGCGUCCUCGGCUCCGACAGCGCGAAAUAUUUUGGGUUCACGGCGGCUGACCCCACCUGCGAGCAAGCUGAAAGGAUCGUCGUGUUGGAGAGUCGAGCAACGGACGAGCCCAGCGGCCCGUCCAAUAUCUACAUCUUGGCAGGACACGAAAACAGCUACUGACGUGGUUCUGCACAGUGAGACGUGGUACGAGACUCACAAACCUCGCUCGACCUCCAGUCGUCGUCUGCGUCGGCCCCGCGCCGUCACCUGCAAACCAGGACCGAGGCACGGAAACUGCGAAGCGACGUGCAGUCCAACUACAAACAUUUUCGUUUUGGUCGUACGGAACUCAUGACGGCCAGUCGACGUGCGCCAGACUCGAGACGGAAGGAGGUCCGUUCUUCGUGCAUUUUUUUCUUUCUUUUUUUUUUUACUUUCUUAAGGAAAACGGCACGUCUUUUUGUUACCGACUGUACAGUGGCGGCCUCCCUCACCACCCGAUAUUUAUUUGUGUAUAUAAGCGAACAGUGUCUACUUGUGUGCGGUGACUUUGACUCCCCUCCCGGGCGGCAAAUCCCGUGCGUUACUUCGAUUCUUUCUCUCGUUUUUCGUGUGCGUGUAGUCUCCUCCCCACUUUGCAAGUUGCGUCUUACUGUUGCGUGAGGUUCAGUCUGUUUCGGUUGCUUUUCCGUGAAACUUGUCCAUGAUGCAGCAACAAAAUGUGGCAGGUGUGCAUUUUUUUUUUUUUUUUUCUUGUCUCGAAAUUAGAUUGACGCUUGCUGACUGGCAAGUCGUGACCUUGGACUUUUUUUUUUUAUUAAAUUUUUGGUGAGAAAUGGCAAUGUUUGGGAGAUUGUGACAGGCUGUUGGUGCGACUCAAUGUUGGGAUGUACAGUUUGUCUGUGAAUAGAGACGUUAUUGUCAUUUCUUUCACUUUUAUCGAGGGACCCUGGAAAAAUUGCUCGGGCUUUCCUUUUUACGUUGGAAAGCAAUGUUUUUUUUCUCCUUUCUCGUGCAAGAUUUUCUCCCGCUCGUUCGAACACACAUUGUGCUUUACUUCAGAAAUGGCCCGAGGUCCACAAUCUCCGAAGGUUGUGCUUUCGUCGGGAGUUUGGAACUUGGCGUUGAGGGUUGGGUCGAAAGGACUAUACGGCCAGUGCCGCUUAGAAGCCGAAUAAAUGCGUCGUCGCGCCGUUGGCUUAAACGGAGACGCUGUUGUUGCACGACUGGAACUCGUUAACUAAUCACGAUUGGUUCCCCCCGGUGAAUCCUGCCGAUACGAGCUCCUCCACAAGUUGACCAGUCCACGUGUAAACUGCGAGUCUGUGUUGCGGGGAUUUCACUCCAGUGAACGUUGCAACAGCAUUGAAUGCAGAAUGAAAUUAACCGAAACCACGUCGAGGCAAAGGCAAGUGAGCUGAUCUACGGCUGGGGUGCGUUGGUUAGUUCAAAGUACAAUGUCGAACAACAACAGUUUAAAUAUUGAAGGCAAGUCGAAGUCGCCUUAGCAGUAGAAUGCAUUCCUUAACGCGUGGCACGCCGGUGGUAUCAGAUGUGCACAAAAAAGAGAGAGAGAAAUCCAAGUAUAUUUUUCGGGUGUCUCUAGUGCAAAAACUGACGAUAGCAGUUUAUUUAGAUACUCAGCAAAGGACUCUUACCUUAUACAAGGGACACAUUUACAGUGUUAACCGUGUUCAAUACUUUUCCCAGGUCUGGGCGUUUUAGGCGGCAGUUUGUGGUGGUAGAGCGACGAAAGCGUUUGUUAAAUGUGACGCGAAGGUUCUUCCGCUAACGUAGAGUAGUGAAAGCCUUUGAGAGAUCGGUAAUGCUAAUAGCGUUUUAAGUCGCGCGAGGGCAACGGCAAUGCUAGUGUGGAAAUAUCGAGUUGCUCGUUUCUAGGCACACGGCAAAUCGGCUUUGUGCAGAAUCCGGGAAAAACUGUGCGACAACAAUGACCGACUUCUGCACCUCUGUAGUAGAUUGUACGUGUAAAAAAAGGUGUACGCCACUUGCGUAAGCUUUUCUGUUUGAAGACCGAUGCAUUGUGUACAUAUUGUAAUAAGAUAGUAGGUUUUUUUCUUUUGCCCAGAAAAUGCCGCAGUGUGAUAGCUAUGCAAGCGAGCGUUGCAUUCGAGGGUUAUUUUACAAUUCCCUUUUUUUUUUACGGCAUGUUUAUAUUUUACGAGCCCGGAGAGUGUUUGUUGUAUAUGUUGUGUGCUUCGAAGUUUUAGAAGAAUGUAUUCGUUGACAACGAGCCUUUUUUUUUUUUCCUCUGAUUGCACGCACAAUUUGCAUGUGCACAAAAAAAAAGGAGUGUUUUUUUUUGUGACUGGCUUUUGGUGUAGAGACGAAGUGUGAUACAACUGAUUGGACCAAAUUAGGGAUAACAUCUUAUUGCUUCUGGUGUUUUUAUUUACGAGAAAUGAGAAGCGUCGUUUCGAUUUAGGCUCUUGGCGUGGCUCGGUCGCUUUUGAGUCGGCGGCGAAGCGGCGUCAAAAUUGGUGCUGCCUCGCGAGGAGCGUUAGUUGGCGCUUGCCGCUGCUCGGUCUCUGUUCUCGUACAGUGGUCAGCAAGGUACCCGCGGAGUGGACUUCCCGAUGGGUGUGAGACUUUAGGCCCCCUGUGUAUAACGCUAGCUGUGAUGUUAGGAUUACCCCUUUUUAUUACGAUUACCGUUUCCGUGCUUGUCAAAUGCCAACGGGAAGGCGACUGUAAAAAAUGAAAGAAAUAAAGUUAUCCUCUUGGA